AUGCCCAUAAAUGUGCACACUUACACCCUCCCUCCUACACCUCUCAUCCCCAACUUCCCCUACCCCCUCCUCCACUACCCAGGCCUCCUCAAAGAAACAAUCACAUCCCUGACCUUCACACAAAUCCAACUCCUCGACCUAUACGCCGCAAACGGGUUCGGCGUUACCGACGCGCCGGACUGGGCGCCAGGCAAGUACGCAGCGGGCGAGAGGGGCGCCGCAGGGGAAAAGGGAGGGAUAGAGAUCCAGGCGCGGUUAGGCGAUGUUUUUGUUGUGCCGGCAGGUGUGGCGCAUAAGACGUUUUUGCCUGUGCCGCGGUCGGGGGAGUUGGCGUUUUAUCAGCCGAGAGAUAUUGCGGAGGGGAGGGCGGGCGAGGGGGGUGAGGAGGUGGAGAGGGAGAGGAGGCGGUUUUUUGAGGGCGGUAGGGUGCAGGGUGAGUUUAUGAUGAUGGGGGCGUAUCCGGUGGGGAAGGUGUGGGAUUUUAGGGCUGGUGGGGAGGAUCAGAGGGAGGAGGUUUGGAGGGUGCGUGUUCCUGACAGGGAUCCGGUGCUGGGAGAUAGUGAGGAGGGGCUGGUGGGGUUGUGGAGGGAGGGAGUGUGA
Dothidotthia symphoricarpi CBS 119687 is the source of this 600-nucleotide messenger RNA. RefSeq lists its product as uncharacterized. The record is from RefSeq and is a predicted model, not a curated record. The transcript has 2 exons. NCBI's taxonomy places the organism in Eukaryota, Fungi, Ascomycota, Dothideomycetes, Pleosporales, Dothidotthiaceae. The coding region runs from base 1 to 600 and encodes 199 amino acids.